Hibiscus syriacus is the source of this 2791-nucleotide messenger RNA. RefSeq names its product kinesin-like protein KIN-4A. The record is from RefSeq and is a predicted model, not a curated record. The coding region runs from base 1 to 2637 and encodes 878 amino acids. Gene Ontology annotation, biological process: microtubule-based movement; mitotic spindle organization. NCBI's taxonomy places the organism in Eukaryota, Viridiplantae, Streptophyta, Magnoliopsida, Malvales, Malvaceae. The transcript is spliced from 24 exons. Gene Ontology annotation, molecular function: microtubule motor activity; ATP binding; microtubule binding.
AUGGAAGUAGCAGAGAACUGCUCGGUGAAAGUCGCCGUUCAUAUUAGGCCGUUAAUCGGGGAUGAACGAAGUCAAGGUUGUAAAGAAUGUGUUACUGUUACUAGAGGAAAGCCUCAGUUGCUGAUUCCUGAAUGGUUAUAUGCUCUCUCUGUGUAUUUCCCUUUUGAUUUCCCUAUCAACUAUUGUUUUCCCCAGAAUUUUUAUGUAAAGAGUCGGUCCCACGCCAUCUUCACGAUCACGGUAGAACAAAUGCACAAAAUUCAAUCAGUAUCUGCAGUUAAUGAAACUCCAGAUGAAGAUUUGGGAGAAGAGUAUUUAUGUGCGAAGCUCCAUUUGGUAGAUCUUGCUGGAUCUGAACGAGCUAAAAGAACAGGUUCUGCUGGUCUUCGGUUGAAAGAAGGUAUCCAUAUUAACAGAGGGCUUCUUGCACUUGGCAAUGUAAUCAGUGCUCUUGGGGAUGAGAAAAAGCGUAAAGGUGUGCAUGUUCCUUACCGAGACAGUAAACUGACUCGACUCUUGCAGGAUUCACUUGGUGGAAACAGCAAAACAGUUAUGAUAGCUUGCGUAAGUCCUGCAGACAUCAAUGCAGAGGAAAGUCUUAACACCCUGAAAUAUGCUAACCGUGCUCGCAAUAUCCAGAAUAAGCCUGUUGUUAAUAGAGAUUUAGGAUCCAAUGAGAUGCAAAAAAUGCGUCAGCAGCUACAGUACUUACAAGCAGAACUUUUUGCUCAAGGGGGGCCUAUUUCAGAUAUACGGAGUCUCAAAGAAAGGAUUACCUGGCUGGAGGCUACUAAUGAGGAUCUUCGCCGAGAACUUCAUGACUACCGCAGCAAAUGUGCUGUUGUAGAGUGUUGUGAAGCCAGUGCUCAAGAGGGCCUUUCAUGUUUUGUGAAAAAUGAUGGACACAAGAGGGCCAUUCAGUGUAUGGACGAAUCUGAUUAUCAAAUGGAUGAAGUUCUGACAGAUGAAAAUCCAGAAGAAAUUUAUGAAGUAGCAAAAGAAAUGGAGCAUGCACUUCGGCAGAAUAACAUGGAUAGAGAAUUGAAAGAGUUGAACAAACGCUUGGAGCAGAAAGAGUCUGAGAUGAACCUUGUUGGAGGAGCUGACACUGAAGCACUGAAGCAGCACUUUCAGAAGAAAAUCAUGGGACUUGAGGAGGAAAAAAAAAUUGUGCAGCAAGAAAGAGAUCGUUUGUUAGCUGUAGUCGAGAACUGUGUGGUUAAUUCCGACUCACAAAUGCAAAAAGCGCAAGAGAUCAACGUGCAGAAACUAAAAGCACUUGAGGGACAGAUUGCUGAUCUCAAGAAGAAACAGGAAAAUCAGGUUGAGCUCCUAAAGCAGAAGCAGAGAAGUGAAGAAGCAGCAAAACGGCUGCAAGCAGAAAUACAGUACAUCAAGGCUCAAAAAGUUCAAUUGCAGCACAAGAUAAAACAAGAGGCAGAACAAUUUCGACAAUGGAAGGCCAAUCGUGAAAAGGAGUUGUUGCAGCUUAAAAAGGAGGGAAGGAGGAAUGAGUACGAAAGACAUAAACUUGAAGCCCUAAUUCAACGCCAAAAAAUGGUUCUUCAAAGGAAAACAGAAGAGGCAGCAAUAGCUACCAAAAAGCUGAAAGAUUUGUUAGAAGCACGAAAGUCUUCUAUACGUGACAACUCAGUUAAUCACAAUGGGCAUACACCAAAUGGACAGAGCAAUGAAAAAUCUGUGCAAAGGUGGCUUGAUCAUGAGCUAGAAGUAAUGGUGAAUGUGCGUGAAGUUCGUUUUGAAUAUGAGAAACAGAUCCAAGUGAAAACUGCUCUGACAGAGGAGUUAACCUUAGUGAAACAAGUGGAUCAGUUGUCUUCAACUAGUGCCAUUCCUCACAGUGUAAACAAUCGACAUUCUAGAUUGCUAUCUAUGUCACCAAAUGCAAGAAGGGAGAGAAUAGCAUCCCUUGAGAACAUGCUUAGCAUGUCAUCAAAUGCACUCACGGCAAUGGCUUCACAACUCUCGGAGGCAGAAGAAAGGGAGCGUGGUUUGGUUGGUCGUGGGCGGUGGAAUCAAGUACGCUCAAUAAAUGAUGCAAAGAACCUGCUGCAAUACUUGUUUAAUGCUACUGCAGAAUCAAGGUGCCAGUUGCGGGAAAAAGAUUUGGAAAUUAAGGACCUUAAACAGCAAUUGAAGGAUCUCACAGCUCUAUUAUGGCAAAGUGAGGCGCAGAAAAAAGAGCUUGUGAAGGAGCAAAAGAUGAGGGAGCAAGCUGUUGCUAUUGCCUUGGCUACAUCAGCGACGGGGAACUCUCGUGGUUCAUCUAAACACUUUGCUGAUGAUUUGAGUGAUCCCCUUUCACCGGUGUCACUCCCGGCCCCCAAGCAACUGAAAUUUACACCUGGGUUUGUUAAUGGGUCCAUUAGAGACUCGGCAGCAUUUCUAGAUCAGACACGAAAGAUGGUACCAGCUGGACAUUUGUCAAUGAAGAAAUUGACAACCAAGGGGAAAACUGGAAAACUCUGGAGGUGGAAGAGAAGUCAUCACCAAUGGCUACUUCAAUUCAGAUGGAAGUGGCAGAAGCCAUGGAAACUAUCAGAAUGGAUCAAACACAGCGAUGAAACGAUCAUGAGAUCAAAGCGUCGUGCACUGACCCUGAUUGACCAAAUAUGAUAAAAGCUUAUAUCGGCCAGCAUUUUUGUUCUGUAUAUGCAUCUUGACUAGCAAACUUGAUAUGCAUGGCUCACUGGAAAAAAUAAAUGCAGGCAUGGUGUAAAUAGGGAAGAGGUUGUUGAUAUUGACAAUUUGCCUUAGUCUUAUAUGUGUA